CUAACUUUCGCUUGAAAGACGAUGGAUUUAUCAGAGGAAUGGAAGAGUGUGUGGCCUAUCUCAUCUGUCUUCUCUGCUCCUCUUCUUCUAAAUAAUGAUAGCGGAGGCGGAGGCCACCCUUUAGGACCUCUCAUAUUCAACCCAAAUAUGGACACUCGAUCUCUUCUCUUGUCAUCCUCAUUUCUUUCUUCUUUCGUGCCUCCCUCUUUUCCUCAACUAUCCCUCUCUAGAUUCCUCAGCACCACUCCCUCUCCCAAUAACCCAUCUUCACUUCUCCCUUCCAUUGCAUCGUCCAUUGCUUGUGAAUUUGGCCCUCACCAAUCCGUCUCUCCUGAAAUUUCCACCUUAGGCUAUAACUGCCUACAGUUUCUCCGUUGCCCUUUAUCCAGUUCUCUUCUAGUCUUGUUUCCCACGGGGGAGAACUCUGAUCAGGUUGGCUUUGUUCUAUUGUCAGUGAAGGAGGGAAAACUGAGUGUCCAAUGCAAUGGUAAUGAUGGGAUCUUCAAAUCAAAAAAUAAAUUCAAUCAUCGGAUUCUCAGAUUAUUGGUUAACUCGAGUAAUGGGUUUCCUUGCAGUUCUGGUAAAUCAUCAAUUCAUCCUCUUGGUUACGUAAUGGCUUGUACAAUGUAUUCUGUUCAUUGGUUUACUGCUAGUAUUAUGGGUAUUGGUUCAAAUGAAGAGAGACCUUUUCUACAUUUUGUGGGUAGUAAGUUGUUUAAGAGUAAUUCUGUAGCCCAUGCUUGUUGGAAUCCACAUUUGCCUCAUGAGAGCGUGGUGCUUCUUAGUCAUGGAAGGUUGUUUCUAUUUGAUUUGGAAUCUUAUGCUGGAAAAGAAAGCUUAGACGGGGUAAUUCUUGGGAAAAAACUGCAUGUUCCAUGGGACGACGAGUUCAACAAUAUGCGGCAUGGUAGAUGGUUGAGUUGUGAAUUUAGUUGGCAUCCUAGAAUCUUGAUUGUUGUUCAUUCUUCUGCCAUAUUUCUUGUUGAUUUGAGAUCUGAUAGUUGCAAGAAGAUUUGUUUGCUGAAGAUUCAGUCUUUGGCAAUGACAAUGGGUGUUAUGAAUGAUAGGUUCACAACCUUUUGUAAAGUUAGCUCUGAUGGCUUCUAUUUUGUUGUGGCAACUAAUCGUUUACUACUUCUUUGUGAUAUUCGGAAGCCAAUGAUGCCAUUGCUACAAUGGGCUCAUGAUCUUCCCACACCAUCCUAUAUUUCUGUUUACCCAUUGUCUGAGAUGAGGUCUCACUCCAAAGAUCAAUAUAAGUGGGCUUCUGAUUCGGGGUAUUGCAUUAUAUUGGGGUCAUUUUGGAACUGCCAGUUUAGUGUCUUUUGCUAUGGACCACCUCCUAAAGGAACAGUCUCCUCAAAAAUUUCUAAAUUCAGCAAACAGUUUUAUGCUUGGGGACUCCCUUCACAACUCCCGUGUCCUGUUGGUGAAUGUCAUUGUGGAAGUUGUCUUGUUCGAGAUGAGUUUGAGAAAGACGCUCUUCCAGAAUGGGUUGAUUGGCGACAAAAGAAAGAAAUAGUUAUAGGGUUUGGCAUUCUCGAUAAGGACCUUCAUAAUCAAUUGCAUGCACCAGAAAUGCAAGACAGCUUUACACUAAUUCGGCUGAUGUCAUCUGGGAAGCUUGAAUCACUAAGGUAUCAAGCUUCGUGGGAAUUCAUGGGAUCAUCGGAGAAGAUCCAUAAAGACUCAGUUAUAGGAUGUAAGGAUUCACUUAUGUACUCUUCAAAUGAUGGGGAAUAUAGAUUUCCCAAGAAAUUUAAGUACCUAAAACUUGACUACCUUGCAAGUUACAUUAGUGGUGAUCUUGAUAGCAUUGCAUUGAGGAAAACUAUGAAGUCUAAUAAAAGGCAUUAUAAGAAAGGCUCCUCUAGUGAAUAUUUCAAUGAAUAUAUAUGUGAGAAGGUCAAACAAUGUGGUUUAGAUAAAAAUGUGUUCAAAGAAAUUCCACUUCCAAUGAGCAUUUAUGAGGUUGCUUCGAGGAUUAUCUGGUCAAGUUUACCCACAAAUAUCCUACAACAGGCAUUUUCUUGCUAUUCUGAAGUAAUUGAGGUUCUAUUGGAUAAUAAAGAAGUGUCGCUGGAAUUCUUGGAUGUUCCAGAACAACCACAAUUACCUCCAUUUUUCUUUCGAGCACCUUCCUGUCGAAGCAACAAAUGGUCAGGAACCACGAAGCCUGGUAGUUCUUUAGUCGGUCCCAUUCUCCCUCUUCCAGUUCUACUUAGUUUAUCCAAGUUGGAAGAUAAAGGGGAAAACUUUGAUAACACUGCAAUGGAACUUACUCGGAGGUGUAAUGAUGUUCUAAAAGUGGCCAAGGAAAUCGUAACAGGCUCUAGUUCUUUAUCUCAAAACGAUGAUGCAGUUUCUCUUGCAGAUGCCAUGGAUGAAGUUCCUUCUGAAACCAAGAAAAAGGAAGGUUCCCUUGUGUUGCUCGUGCCAUCUGCAUUUUCUCAUACGCAAUCUGACAUUGAUGUUGAAGAAGAGAGAUUCACUAUGUUUGCUUUGGAAAAACGUGUGAAAGGUAUCUCCAGGAAUGAUUGUACUGAUACAGUUGGGUCAGACUUAUUCGAUGAUAUGUGCCCUACAGAAUUGAAGUUUAUUGAUGAUAGCUUUGCUAAUAGAAACUUUGGGCCAAAAGAAAUGAAAGCAUAUAGAUUAUUGAAGAAACAACACAACAGAUUUUUGGGAAGUUUUGACAUGUAUCAAGAGUUCUCUAAGAGUAAAACUUCCUAAAAGUUCACACUUUUAUAGCUCAAAUGAGACCUCCAACUAUGAAGUCAACUAUAACAUCAUCAACAGGUGAUAUGCAGUCGCCAGUCAGUUACCCCAUUCUCUCCAGUUUCUGCUUUUGGUUCUUAUCCUAGGACAAAGUCUUCUUGUCAGAUCCAGAUUCAAGUGUUUCCAAAGGGGACAUAAUUUGCUAUUCUCACCCAGUCAAGGUAGAGACAAAGGUCGGACUGCAGAAGAAGAUUCCAUGAUUUUACUUUUAUACUUGAGAGCAGAUUGGUGGGAAAUUUCACAAACAACGAAUGCCCUUUGAGCUUCGGGAAGCAAAAGUGAGAAGUGCAGAUGUGGAAGGACUGUGAUAUCUUGAAGCUGUUGGAAUGUGUUUAUGAUCCAUAGAUAGGGACAGGAGAUUAUAUGGAUUGGAUGAAGAUGAUUUCGACUUUGUGGUCGAGAUUGCAGGAUUUUUCAUGUGAAGAGUAGAAUGAUUGUUGCUCUGAGCAAAAAGAAAAGGGAAUGUUUGGUGUGAUUUGGAAAUCUGAUUCGAAAAUUGAAUUUGAUGAUCAUCUGUCUUUAUUAUGCUAGUUGUUUGUUGAAAAUUGAGGUUAUGACUAUGAAGUCGAACUAGCUUCCUAGAACAUUACUAUCAUAUUCCCGAUAGUUACCAACUACUAACAUUACCAAAUUUAUUAAAGCUUAUAUCCGAGGAAUAAAUAGAGAAAAUUUUAUGUGAUGGUAGCUUUUCAACCUAUGGUAGUAUUGAUUAAUGUAUUUUGUGUCAUUAGAUUAAGACAUUUUUAUCUAUAGAGUAUUGGUUUGAUGCAUGUUAAUUUU
Messenger RNA from Impatiens glandulifera, 3558 nucleotides. RefSeq lists its product as uncharacterized. The transcript is spliced from 4 exons. Gene Ontology annotation, molecular function: RNA polymerase I core promoter sequence-specific DNA binding. Gene Ontology annotation, cellular component: fibrillar center. The coding region runs from base 22 to 2733 and encodes 903 amino acids. Gene Ontology annotation, biological process: transcription by RNA polymerase I. NCBI's taxonomy places the organism in Eukaryota, Viridiplantae, Streptophyta, Magnoliopsida, Ericales, Balsaminaceae. The record is from RefSeq and is a predicted model, not a curated record.